Cetraspora pellucida is the source of this 897-nucleotide messenger RNA. Lineage: Eukaryota; Fungi; Glomeromycota; Glomeromycetes; Diversisporales; Gigasporaceae. The record is from the annotation of a GenBank genome assembly.
AUGUCUCAUAAACAGUUCAUAAUUUUUGCUAUUACUCUAGCUUUCUUGACAACUUUUACCUAUUCCACACCAUAUGAGACAAUCGAAGAUGAUAUAUUUGAACAGGAUAUUAAUUUCUUUUGUAAAAAUGGAACAAACUUGAGUUGUUGUCCUCACCUAGCGAACAGAAUCGCUCAUAAACAUUAUUCUCGAUGUGCGUCAAUUAUUCUCAUCAAUAAUAGUGGCUAUAAUAUGACACUGGAUGUUGUAAAUCUUGAAGAUGGUCGUUGGGUCACUUCAGAUGAUUAUGGCGAUGAUGUUAUCGACAUAAACUGCAAACCACGCACACUUUCAAAUUAUGAAUCUGAGGCUAUUUCUAGUGUUACAAAUCGUCUUCUUGGCGGAGUGAUAGGUUAUGUUAGUUAUACCAUUGAUGAUGAUAUGUCAAGCAAAUUUAUAAUCUCUUGGGAAGUUUCUGCAAUUGGUCAACCUAGAUAUUACUUUAGUUUCCUUGAUAAAUCGUAUACACAUGAGUAUAAUGUUAGGUUCGAACAAAGCUUUGGAGAUACGGUGUAUCAAGUUAAAAUUGACAAGAAAAUACCAUUGAUGCCUUUUUUCAUAUCAAUAUUCCUUUUCAUAUUAUUUUUCCCUAUAACAUUCUGUUGUUGUUUGGUGUUCGGUCAAGUUUCUAGAUCAAUCGGACAACAAGAUAGACAAUCUUAUGAGUCUCUCUUACAUCGGGAACGACAAAGACAACCAAAGCGACAAUCAUAUAAUAAUCAAUAUGGACAACAAAGACAAUAUUCUUACAAUAAUUUAAAUAAUAAUCAAUAUGGACAACAAGGACAAUCUUCUUACAAUAAUUUCAAUAGAAAUGAUCCCCCACCACCUUAUGAUCAAAUUUUCUCUAGAAACUAG